Molecule: messenger RNA, 1596 nt
Organism: Capronia epimyces CBS 606.96
Lineage: Eukaryota; Fungi; Ascomycota; Eurotiomycetes; Chaetothyriales; Herpotrichiellaceae
Exons: 4
Coding region: 1-1596 (531 amino acids)
Biological process (GO): positive regulation of transcription by RNA polymerase II
Cellular component (GO): nucleus
Molecular function (GO): DNA-binding transcription factor activity; transcription cis-regulatory region binding
Source: RefSeq, a predicted model, not a curated record
AUGGGUCAGGCUGUCUUCAAUGCCGACAACAACACCCUGCCUAGCGACAAGCGUUCCAGAUCCCAGCCUCAACGUACCACGCACUGGGAAUCCUCUGGGCCGCCUCAGGAUUCCAGCCCCCCUUAUCGCCAAGGUGACACUUUCCGGCUGCCUGGGCCCGACUCGGUCGAUGCACCAUUCGAGCAACGCAUAAUUGACGCAGGGAAAGGGCCUCAAGUCGACUCUAUUGACCUGGUAUCGGUCCUUCCUACGCCGCUUUACGAUGAUGCAGGCGCGGAAGACGCCGGUGAAGAUGGUGGCCAAGAACUUGUGCCUCACCGCCAAAUAACACCGGACUCUUCCGAGCUUUGGGACUACAACUUCGGUCUGCCGGGGCCCUUUGGUCUCGAUCUCUGCAAGACGCCUGGGGAACGUAUUGCGUACAUUUUUUUUUUCCAAUGUGUGUCACGAAUAAUCCCGGCUUCUGAUGGUCCUGGAAGCGGCUACCGUGAGCUGGCAGCGCUUGCAUUGACCUCUCCGGUCCUCAUGGAUACUGUUCUAUCCGUGUCGACGAGAUAUAUGAGCCAUCGUGGUAGAAUCCCGGACUCCCUAGCCUUGUCACGCCAAUCACGGGCACUGAGAACGCUACGGGAAAGUCUCGGCUCCCUUCUGGGUGACCAUUCCCAAUCGGAUGACCUGAUGUCGCUCUCAACCACGCCUUUGGCAUCUGCCAAGAGGCUGGAGAUACUGGCAGCGAUAGCUUUGCAAUUCACCAUUGAGAUGAUGGCUGGAAGCUCAGCUACCAAGACACACCUUCGAUGCGCGGUUAAUCUUCUCAGGGAGUUGGGGUGGUUGAAAGAGAGACCAGACUCCUUUAUCGGAAGGAUGCUCGUCUUCCGCGUAGCAUUUGUGGAUAUUGUAAGCUCUUUGCUAUGGUAUCAGCGGUCUCUGUUACUUCCGGACUUCUGGCUUUUCCAUCCAAACGACGCUGGAGGGGAUAUUUCUCGUCCGUCACUUCAAGAAAUGACAGGUUGUCCGCCUCAGCUCUUUUGCUUCUUGGCAGAAAUCUCUCACCUGGCCUCUGAUCCUGAGCGGGAUCUUUACAGUCAGGACAAAAUGGCAAAGGCGUACGAGAUUGAGACAGCCUUGAGGAUAUAUGGGUCGAAACAACUCGCGAACGACGUGGCCACUCUGCAUCCGUCAGUAUCGCAUCUGGAGACCCUGAGCAAGUGCUAUUACUGGACAGCCCAUAUCCUGUUACAACGACGCGUCUGCCUUGACGCCCGGACCUCACCUCGGGUCCAGUUCGCAGUCAACAGCCUGAUUUGUCUCAUGGACUCUAUGCCUAUCGGAUGUGGUCCAGACUCUUCCUUGUCCCUUCCACUAUCUGUGGCAGCUCAUGAAGCAAUCGACGGGCAGCAGCGCAAUUGCAUCAUCAAGAAAGGUAGGCUUCUCGCGGCAGAGUAUCCGUCAAAGACGAGAGAUGUGAUGAAUGAUUCUUUUGAAGCCAUCUGGGCAGACAUGGACCGUUUCCAUUCGACUGGAGAAGAAACGUGGCGGCCGAACGACACGGCCGACCAAGAUUUUGUACGGUCGGAAACACUAUUUAUAGCCUGA